AUGCCGGUCACAACAAGAGGAGGAGCAGCCAAGGAGGCGCAGGAUCAGUCCCUACAGCAGAGGGUGGAAGGAGUCAUCAGUGGGAGUCCAGCGGAAGAGAAGACGUCGCCCACGGUCAAGUCGUCCAGCAUGAAGUCGUCAAUGUCUUCCCUUACGUUGCAGACGGAAGUGAAGUUCAAUGACCUCAUGGAGGAGAAACAGGAGGCAUUGCUCGAGCUGGAGCUUGAAGUUAUCAAUAUCGAGGCGGAUAUUUUUGAGAACGAAGACCGUGCCAAAGGAUUAGCAGAAGAGCUGGCGCUGUUGGAUCCUACUACAGAAGAUGCAAAAGUGAAGAAGACAGAAGGUCAAGAGUUGAACAAGGCGAUUCGUAAACUCAACACCAAGUUAAGGACUGUGAACCUUAAGAUUAAGAAAGUGAAAGAAGAAAUUGAAAAGUUGCCAGCAAAGAAAGAGUUGGCUCAAGCCAUCAUUCAAGCUCAAUAUGAUGAUGAGCAAAGUUUAUCAGGGAGUGAUAAGAGUGAUGGUGGAAAAGUGGACGUGUCAGACGACACUGUGAAGUGGGUGGGUGAUCACACCGUUGUUCCUGAAUCAGAAGAAGAAAUGAAGAGAAAAGAAGAGUUGGAGGGUAUGGAACGACGCAUUGAAAACUUGAGAAUACAUCAGGAAGUGAAAGAGUUUCGUCAGGAAGUGUACCCCCCAGAGCUUCGCCAUGGUCCUACCCCUCAAGAUCAAUUGUUGCCGAUCAUGGCAAAAGUGGCUGAAAGUUUGCAAUUACUUCAGCAACAAGCAAGCGCAGUGCAGGCGCCCCAAGAUUCUGUGACUCAGAAGUUUUUUGCUCGCCAGUCUACCAGCAAAGAUUUACCAUGGUUCAGUGGAAAGCCUGAAGAAUGGCCAGCCUUUAUCUCGGAGCUCGAGAAUACAACAAGUAUUUGUCACUUCACGGACGCCGAAAAUAUGCAAAGACUGAGAAAGUGCCUGAAAGGGGAUGCAGCAAAGGCAGUCCAGUCCCUGAUGAUAAGCCCGCACAAUAUGUUGGAGGUGGUGGAGACCCUGAAGACAAGAUUUGGACAACCCGAACAUAUUAUCGACUCACUGAUUAAGAAAGUUCGAGCGGCACCAGCAAUUCGUGAGGAUAAACUUGACACCGUAAUCGAGUUUGGAACAGCAGUGGUCAACCUCAUGUCAACAAUCAAAGCUCUUAGAUGUGAUGAGCAUUUGAACAACCCCAUGCUGAUGAAAGAGUUGAAGGAGAAGCUGCCAUCAUCUUACAAGAUGCAAUGGAUGGAGUGGAUUGAAGCUGAUGGGGUCAGAGUGGCAGAUUUGCAAGAGUUCACCCGGUGGAUCAAGAAGAAGUUGAAUACGGCGUGCAAGUUGGUGGCACCAGUCAUUAAGGACUACAAGAAAGAAGACACUCAAGAUAAGUUUGAUAAGAAACAGCAUGGUCGUUGGAAGAAAGAAGCAACAGUGCACCGAGUUAAUGAGAAAGAAGAGUUUAGUGAAGUGCAGAGGAGGGAACGGGUCAGGAAGUGCCAUUUUUGUGAUAAGAGUGACCACAAGACCUCCCAGUGUCUGAUUCUUCUCAACCUUUCCGCAGACAAUCGAAUUUUGAAAGUGGGUGAGAAGAAACUCUGUUUUAGUUGUUUAGUUGCCGGACAUUCGACGAAAAAUUGCAGAAGUAAGAAGCAGUGUGGAAUUGAUGACUGCAAAUUUACUCAUCAUCCCAUGCUACACGGUGCGAAGCCCAUCCAACAAUUAUUACAAAGAAGACGAGAUGAUAAUGUCGACAACAAUGGUCCAGCACAAGUCCAUUACGUGAAUGCAGCGUCACUACGAUAUGUGCAAGUCGAAGUGUCAGGCCCUGCAGGGAACGAAGUUGUUCUCGCCUUAGAAGACGAUGGAGCAGACAUCGCAAUUGCUGAAGAAGAAGUUGCAGCGGUCGUGGGGGCUGAUGGACCUAGUGCACCAUUUUGUAUGGCUACGUGCAGCGGCGACGGUCAUCACCCAGAAGCAAGAAAUGUGAAGUUUGGAAUUCGUGGAGCCUUUGGCCAGUCUGCACAAUUCAAGAUGAACAAUGUUAAGACAGUGAGGAACCUGAAUUUGAAAAGUGUGACCCUGGAUAUGGACAAGUUGAAAGCAAGAUUCCCCUACUUGAGAAAUCUCCCACUGAAGUCGUACUUUAAUGUGAAGCCAAAGAUGCUUAUUGGAAGUUCCCAUUUUGAAUUGAUUGAGCAUUUGAAGACGAUUAAAGGAGGACCUGGCGAGCCCAUUGCUGUGAAGUCUCGAUUGGGCUGGUCAAUCAUUAGUUCAAGAUCAGUAGGGUCAGAGCAAAAUGUGAGUUACAACGCCCACCACAUUUGCGCUGAAUACACGGAAGAAAGCCUCCACCAACUUGUGAAGAAAAGUUUCACGAUAGAAGAUUUUGGAGUGAAAUUAGCAGAUGAGAGACCGAGGUCAAAAGAAGAUUUGCGAGCCAUGAAGGUGAUGGAGUCAACCACUCUUCGAGCCCAAGAUGGACAGAGGUUCGAGACAGGACUAUUAUGGAAGCAGGACGAAUUGACUCUACCCGAAAGUAAGAAUAUGGCCCUUAACCGACUGAAAUGUCAAGAACGGAAGAUGGACAAGAAUCCAGAGUUCGCUGAAGCCUAUUGUAAGAAAAUGGAUGAAUAUCUAGAGAAAGGAUUCAUCAGAAAAUUAAGUGCCUCGGAAGUGGCAGUGCGAAGUCCAAGAAACUGGUAUCUUCCCCACUUCGGCGUCCUAAACCCCAAUAAGCCAGGAAAGUUAAGACUUGUUUUCGACGCAGCGGCGAAAUCUCAUGGCGUCAGCCUGAAUGACCAUUUGUGCCAAGGUCCAGACCUGAACAACCCGCUCGUCAGUGUCCUCAUGAAAUUCCGGCAGUAUAAAUAUGCAUUCGCAGGUGACAUCAAGGACAUGUUUCACCGGGUAUUCAUCCGAGAAGAAGACCGAGCAGCCCAGAGAUUUUUGUGGCGAGGAAUGACACGAGAUCAAGAUCCAGAUGAGUACGAGAUGCUAGUGAUGAUCUUCGGUGCCACCUCAUCCCCAACGUCAGCUCAAUACGCCAAGAAUUUGAACGCGAAUCAGCACGAGGAAGAAUUCCCAGAUGCAAGUAAGGCCAUCAAGACCAAGUUCUACGUCGAUGACUACUUGGACUCGAAGCCAACUGAAGAAGAAGCUAUUAAGAUAAUUGAAGAAGUAAUCCAUGUUCAAGAGAAAGCAGGAUUUGAAGUGUGCAAUUGGGUGGCGAAUUCCAGCACCAUUGUAAAAGCAAUUAAGGAAGAUCUAAGAUCAAAAGAUGUCAAGGAGUUGGAUUUGGACAACUCGGAUCUUCCUGAAGGCAGAGUGCUCGGACUCUGGUGGGAUCCUUCGAAGGAUGAGUUUCGUUAUAAACUCAACUUCCACAAAAUAGCAGAGAAGAUUAUGGAUGGAUCUCAGCGGCCAACAAAGAGACAAGUCUUAAGAGUAGUGAUGUCAGUAUUUGAUCCAUUGGGAUUCGUUGGUCAUCUCAUCGUCAAGGCCAAGAUCCUGAUGCAAGAUAUUUGGAGAAGUGAGAUAGGAUGGGAUGACGAAGUUCCAGAAACCAUCAAUCUCAAAUGGCAGGGCUGGCUUGAGGAAUUGCAAGGAAUUGCAAGUGUGCGAAUUCCACGGUGCUACUCGACCCUGAUUCCAGAAAGCAAGUCGACUCAACUUCACGUCUUUUGUGACGCCAGUGAGAAGGCGUACGUGGCGAUUGCUUUCCUGCGAGUUGAAAGUGAAUCAUCCGUCGACAUCAAUCUUGUAAUGGCAAGAACAAGAGUGACCCCAUUGAAGCCGAUGGCAAUCCCUCGUCUCGAGCUGCAGGCAGCUUUAAUGGGAGCAAGAAUGGCGAGCACUAUCAAGAAAGAAUUGGAAAUAAAGAUCACAAGUCAAAUAUUUUGGACCGACUCAUUUACCGUGAUUUGCUGGUUGAGAAAUGAUGCUCGUCGAUUCAAGCAAUUCGUCUCUCAUCGCCUAGGAGAGAUUCUCGAAGAGACAGACGUGGCGGACUGGAGGUGGAUUCCUACAAAGUUAAAUAUUGCGGAUGACGCCACACGGGAUCAUCUUCCUACCGAUUUAAGUGAAAAUAGCCGGUGGUUCAAAGCGGAAGAAUUUUUGAAAGAAGAUGAAAGUAUUUGGCCAAGGGAAAGAUCGAGAGGAGAAGAACAUGCCGAUGCUGAAGCCGAGUUGAAAGUAGAAGUUAAAUCAAUUGUACAGAAGUCCCUACAAAUUGAUCCGGCGGCGUGCAGCAGUUACAUUAAGCUGGUCAGAAUUACAGCCUGGAUGAUUCGUCUUGCGAGAAGUAUGAAGAAAUGUGCAGCAAGUGCCGAGAAGUUAAGUGUAUCUCGUCAAGAAUUGAAGUUAAACGAGUUUCGGCAGGCGGAAGACUAUUUAAUUAUGAAGGCCCAAGAAGAAGAGUAUUCUGUGGAGAUGCGACUUCUUCACGAGGGGAAGCCGUUGUCGAAAUACUCAGCUUUAAUUGCACUUAAUCCAUUCAUUGAUGAGAAGGGAAUUUUAAGAAUGCACACCCGCCUGCAAAAUUCCGAAUGUAUCCCGGAUCAAGUUAAAAAGCCCAUCAUCCUGAGAGGACAAAAUCCAUUCACAAAGUUACUUGUGAAACAUUACCAUGAGGCAGCAGGACAUCAAGGAAGAGGAACGGUGGCGAGUGAAUUGCGUCAGAAGUUCUGGAUUACUGGACUGACAUCAGCCGUUAAGGAGGCAUUUGCAAAAUGUCAAUAUUGCAAAAAUCGGAAAGUGAAGCCGGUAGUACCUGAGAUGGCGGAUUUACCCAAAGUACGAUUUGAAAGCCACAUUCGUCCAUUCACUAAUACAGGAUUGGACUACUUUGGACCCAUGGAAGUGACAAUAGGAAGAAGACGUGAGAAGCGAUGGGGGGCACUAUUUACCUGCCUAUCCACAAGAGCAGUUCAUUUGGAGUUGGCCGAUAAUUUCUCAACUGAUGCUGCCAUUAAUGCCAUACGAAGAUUCAGCUGCCGAAGAGGACAACCAAGCCACCUUUACAGUGAUAAUGGUACCAAUUUUCAUGGGGCAGAUAAUGAACUGAAGAAAGCACUACAUGAACUAGAUCAAGGUGAAAUGAAUGGGAAAUGUCUGGAGCUUGGAAUUCAGUGGCACUUUAUUCCUCCUGCUUCGCCGCAUAUGGGAGGAGUCUGGGAAAGAAUGGUGGGGGUGGUCAAGAAAGUUUUAUCCUCCAUGAUGAGCGAAGAAGCCUACCCAGAAGAUACUCUGCGAACUUUCCUCACCGAAGCAGAGAGCAUUGUGAAUAAGCGACCCCUGACUGAGAUCUCUAUGGACCCCAACGACCCAGUUGUGCUGACCCCAAACCACUUUCUCCUUGGAUGGAACAGUGGACAAGACCCGAGAGAAGAAUCUGAGCAGAAUUUAGGAAAUUUCAAGAAUUGUGACAUGAUGAAGAAGAAGGGAUGGAGGGCUUCGCAAAGAAUGGCCGAUGAAUUUUGGAGGAAAUGGGUCAAAAACUAUUUACCAACUCUAACCCAAAGAAAGAAAUGGAACGAGCCUUGCAAGCCAUUGCAAGUAGAUGACAUCGUCGUCAUUGUCGACGAACAAGCCAAGAGGAAUACGUGGGAGAAAGGGAGAGUCAUCGCAGUUUACCAAGGAAAGGAUGGGAAAGUCCGCGUCGCCAAGAUCAAGACCCCAAGAGGAACAUUCGAUCGACCCGUCGCGAAGCUAGCGGUCCUCGACGUACGCCGUGAAGAUGAUACUUCGUUCAUCGAGGGGAAGAAUGUCCUGGGACCGUAG
Folsomia candida is the source of this 5811-nucleotide messenger RNA. RefSeq lists its product as uncharacterized. The coding region runs from base 1 to 5811 and encodes 1936 amino acids. Gene Ontology annotation, molecular function: nucleic acid binding. The record is from RefSeq and is a predicted model, not a curated record. Gene Ontology annotation, biological process: DNA integration. Lineage: Eukaryota; Metazoa; Arthropoda; Collembola; Entomobryomorpha; Isotomidae. The transcript has a single exon.